AAGCUGGACACAGAUUUGGAGAGCACAUAGAGCGGGUGAUGCCACUGCUUGUGAGAUACAGCAGCAAGGAGGAUGAUGAGCUGAGGGAAUAUUGUCUGCAAGCUUGUGAGGCUUUCGUGCAGCGCUGCCCCAAGGAGAUUACUCCCCACAUAAACACUAUAACAGAGCUGUGCCUGAACUACAUGACAUACGAUCCAAACUACAACUACGAUGAUGGAGAGCUAGAUGGAGAGGGAGGGAUGGAGACUGAGGAGGAGGGAGGAGAGGACGAGGAUGCCAAUGACGAGUAUUCAGAUGAUGAUGACAUGAGCUGGAAGGUGCGGCGUGCCGCGGCCAAGUGCUUGGAGGCUGUUAUCUCCACACGCAGGGACCUGUUGCCCGAUUUGUACCGAGUGGUGUCUCCCGCCCUCAUCGCUCGGUUUAAAGAGAGGGAAGAGAAUGUGAAGAGUGAUAUCUUCCAUGCUUAUAUGGCACUGCUGAGACAGACCAGGCCUACCACCGGCAACACUCUGGACCCCAACUGCAUGGAACAAGAAGAUGCUCCUCUCUGCCUACUGCAGUCUCAGGUUCCUGCACUUGUGAAAGCCAUCCACAUCCAGAUGAAGGAGCGCAGUAUCAAGACUCGCCAGGACUGCUUCGCUCUGCUCAAGGAGCUGGUGUCUGUCCUGCCCGGAGCCGUCACCAACCAUGUGCCAGCUCUUAUCCCAGGCAUCCAGUACUCUCUCGGAGACAAGAACUCGAGCAGCAACAUGAAGAUUGACACUUUAUCAUUUGUCCACUGCCUGCUGACCUCACACCCCCCUGAAGUGUUCCAUCAACACAUGCAGGUGCUGAUCCCUCCCAUCAUAGCAGCGGUCGCUGACAGCUUCUACAAGAUCACAGCAGAAGCCCUGCUGGUGCUGCAGCAACUGGUCAAAGUCAUUAGACCUCUAGAUUGCCCAAGCAGUUUUGACUUCGCCCCAUUCACCCACGACUUGUACCGUUGUACGCUUGUCCGGCUGAAAGCUGCUGAUAUUGAUCAAGAAGUGAAAGAAAGAGCCAUUUCUUGUAUGGGACAAAUUAUUUGUAAUCUGGGAGAUUAUUUACAGGGAGAGCUUCCUACGUGUUUGCCCAUCUUCUUGGACAGACUGCGGAAUGAGAUAACUCGCCUCACAACAGUGAAGGCUCUCACCAAAGUGGCUGGCUCUCCUCUCCGGAUUGAUCUCAGGCCAAUAAUGGGAGAAGGAAUACCAAUAUUAGGUUCUUUCCUGCGUAAGAAUCAGCGUGCCUUAAAACUUGGAACUUUGACGUUACUGGACACUCUGGUGAACAAUUACAGCAGUGCUCUGAACUCUGAGCUGCUCAACAAGGUGUUGACAGAACUGCCCCCGCUGUUGAGCGAGUCAGACCUGCACAUCGCCCAGUUGACCUUGACUCUGCUGACCUCAAUCGCCAGGCUGCAACCCUCCGCCCUCGCCAACACUCAAGAUCCAGCCAUCAUGCCGGAAAUACUGAAUCUGGCCAAGUCUCCGCUCCUGCAAGGUGCUGCCCUGGCGUCUAUGUUGGAGUUCUUCCAGGCCGUAGUGAAAGCUAAUCUGCCAGGACUGAGCUACCAGGAGCUACUCACCAUGCUGAUAGCCCCUGUCAACUCUACAGCCACUCCUACUCUCCACAAACAGGCCUUCCACUCCCUGGCCAAGUGUGUGGCCGCGAUCAUGGUGACCCGGAAGCAGGAAGCAAUAGCUGUAGUCAACACAUUUCUGGAGGAUAUCCAGAACCCCCGCAGCGACCCUCAGCACAUCUUCGCUCUUCUGGUAGUCGGAGAGAUCGGCCGCCACAUUGACCUGAGCGUGUUGACCAGCCUCAAGCAGGUGAUACUUGCCUCGUUCUCUCCACCGAGUGAGGAGGUGAAGUCUGCGGCCAGCUACGCUCUGGGCAGUAUCGCUGUGGGCAACCUGCAACAGUAUCUGCCUUUUGUUCUGCAAGAGAUAGAAACCCAACCCAAGCGACAAUACUUGUUGCUACACUCUCUAAAAGAAAUAAUCUCGUGCCAGUCAAGCAGUGCCAGUGGGGUGGCCCAGCUACAGCCGUUCGUCCCUGCUAUCUGGCAGCAGCUGUUCCGGCACUGCCAGUGUGGGGAGGAGGGCACCCGCAACGUCGUGGCCGAGUGUCUAGGCAAGCUCACACUCAUCGACCCGCCCACGCUGCUGCCUCGCCUACAAGAGUCCCUCAGCUCUGAGUCGGCCCUCAUGCGAACCACUGUCCUCACCGCCGUUAAGUUCACUAUCUCCGACCAGCCGCAAGCGAUCGACCCCCUGCUCAGGGUGAGCAUGGGCAAGUUCCUGAGCGCGCUAGAGGACCCUGACCUUAACGUGCGGAGAGUGGCUCUGGUCGCUCUUAACUCUGCUGCUCACAACAAGCCUUCCCUUGUCCGAGACUUGCUCGACUCUGUGCUGCCUCAACUCUACCAGGAAACGUUCUUAAGGAAAGAACUGAUUCGUGAGGUGGAGAUGGGUCCAUUUAAGCAUAAAGUGGACGAUGGUCUGGACAUCAGGAAGGCAGCAUUUGAGUGCAUGUACACACUGUUGGACACAUGCCUGGACCGGCUGGACAUCUUUGACUUCCUCCAACACCUGCAGCACGGCCUUUACGAUCACUACGAUAUCAAGAUGUUGGCUUACCUCAUGGUGGCCAGGCUAGCCCAGCUCGUGCCCACUGCAGUCUUGCAGAGGCUGGAGAAGCUGCUGGAACCACUGAGGCACACAUGUACCAUGAAGGUGAAAGCCAAUUCUGUGAAGCAGGAGUUCGAGAAGCAGGAUGAGCUCAAGCGUUCAGCCAUGAGAGCUGUGGCUUCCCUCCUCACUAUCCCUGACGCAGAGAAAAAUCCACACCUGAGCGAGUUUGUGAUAUCGAUCAAAGCCACUCCAGAACUCCAGGUCAUAUUCGACUCCAUUCAGAAAGACUCUUCGUUACUGAACCAGGACUCCAACAUGAUGGACCUCAGCUGAAAUUUCUCUGUGUGUUUUAUUUUAUUUAUAAAAACACAGGUGGUGUUCUCCCCUUUCGUGUUCUUGGAUCCGAGACUCACCAGGAUUUGUUUUGUUAGAACUACAUCUUGUGGUUGAAUUAUUUACUUAAAAUUGAGGUCAAGACCCUUGUACAUAGCUUGUAUUGUGCUGAAGAUGAGGAGGUCAGGAUAUUGUCGAAUCACCUUAUCUCUCUUAUUUUGUAUUAAAAAUGUAUAAUUCUAAUUCUGCUAUUAUUAAUGUACAUGUAUCUUUACAAUAAAAUUUUGCUUAAA
Molecule: messenger RNA, 3280 nt
Organism: Homalodisca vitripennis (glassy-winged sharpshooter)
Lineage: Eukaryota; Metazoa; Arthropoda; Insecta; Hemiptera; Cicadellidae
Gene: Cand1
Product: cullin-associated NEDD8-dissociated protein 1
Exons: 17
Coding region: 39-2987 (982 amino acids)
Biological process (GO): protein ubiquitination; SCF complex assembly
Cellular component (GO): nucleus
Source: RefSeq, a predicted model, not a curated record